AUGAGCAAACCCGGAGAUUACGACGCUGUUCGCCGCGACAUCAUCGCCCAGCUGAAGAAGCCCGACUAUGAUGACGGUAGCACAGGUCCUCUCUUUGUCCGACUAGCAUGGCACUCCUCUGGUACCUACGAUGUUGAGAGCGACACAGGCGGCUCCAACGGCGCUGGUAUGCGCUACGAAGCCGAAGGUGGCGACCCCGCAAACGCUGGCCUUCAGCACGGUCGUACCUUCCUCGAACCCGUAAAAGAGAGACACCCCUGGAUCACAUAUAGCGACCUGUGGACGCUCGCAGGCGUAGUCGCGAUCAAGCAGAUGGGCGGACCUGAAAUCACUUGGCAGCCAGGGCGUACCGAUCACGCCGACGACUCAAAGGUUCCACCACGCGGCCGGUUACCGGAUGGUGCCCAGGGCGCAGACCACCUGCGAUUCAUCUUCUACCGUAUGGGCUUCAACGACCAGGAGAUCGUGGCGUUGUCGGGCGGGCAUAACCUUGGCCGAGGCCACGCGGAUCGGAGUGGAUUCCAGGGACCUUGGGUGAACAACCCGACGCGGUUUUCGAACCAGUUCUUCAAGCUGCUGCUGAACCUGGAGUGGAAGCAGACGACAUUGAAGAAUGGUAUCACUCAGUUCCAGUAUGUUGAUCCUGAUGCGGAGGAGGGUGACGAGCCGCUCAUGAUGCUGCCGACUGAUAUUGCGCUGCGGGAGGACCCCAAGUUCCGACCCUGGGUGGAGAAGUAUGCGAAGGAUAAGGAUUUGUUCUUCGAUCACUUUUCGAAGGUGUUCGCCAAGUUGAUUGAGUUGGGAAUUCAGCGGGAUGCGAGCGGCACUGUUGUCAACACAGACAAUAUCAAGGGCGGUUAUAUCUCUGCGCCGAAGAAGAGCAAUACACCCACUGGGCCACCACGCAAGGACCGCUCCCAGCAGGCCCGGCUGUAA
Aspergillus puulaauensis is the source of this 936-nucleotide messenger RNA. Its product is annotated as peroxidase. The transcript has 2 exons. The record is from RefSeq and is a predicted model, not a curated record. Gene Ontology annotation, biological process: hydrogen peroxide catabolic process; cellular response to oxidative stress; response to reactive oxygen species. Lineage: Eukaryota; Fungi; Ascomycota; Eurotiomycetes; Eurotiales; Aspergillaceae. Gene Ontology annotation, molecular function: heme binding; peroxidase activity. The coding region runs from base 1 to 936 and encodes 311 amino acids.